Molecule: messenger RNA, 2088 nt
Organism: Adineta ricciae
Lineage: Eukaryota; Metazoa; Rotifera; Eurotatoria; Adinetida; Adinetidae
Source: the annotation of a GenBank genome assembly
AUGACAUCCGAACAAGCCGAGAUGGAAAAUAAAACUUUGUCAGUUGAUAAUGAAGAACAAAUCGUUGAAUUGAACAAUCGACUGAAAACUGACUUUAUGUCCCAUUGUUUAUCUUAUCUCCAUGAAGAUGAAGAAGCUCGGCAAUGUGUCCAUCUUGUUUGGAAUCGAUAUUUAGAAUGUGUUGGCGAUGUCGCAGUGUUAGCCGCUUUCUUCGACACACUUCCGUAUCAUGUCAAAACAUCGGUUUUACCAAAAUAUCAGAACGAAAUUCUUCAAUGGUGCGAAAAGUUCUUUCAUAUUCAUAGUCAGACCAUUCUUUGUUCAACGUAUUAUUCCGAAGCAUUUCAGCGCGUCAUUCGCUAUGCAUUGAAAACUGAUCAAUAUAAAAAAGCGAUUAUUUAUAUCGCAACGGAUUUCGAGCCGAAUUUGAAAUUCGAUUUAACAUCGUCGAUAUCCAAUAUCAAAUUCGAACAUGUCCAAAACCGAAAUUCACAUGAUGAUAUGAUCGACCUUCAACAAUUAGAAGAACUGAUCAAACGCGAUGCAAAUGAUACUUUAUCUUAUCCUUUCAUGGUCAUCGCCAAUGCAGGAUCACCAUUCUUAGGUCGAUGCGAUGAUCUGAAGAAGAUCAAAGCUCUUUGCGAACAAUAUGACGUUUGGGUGCAUGUUAUCGGCGAUCUUCUAGGAUCAUUAGCAUUACUACCAGUAUUGAAAGACAACGUUAGCAUCAUGUGUGAUAGUUUAACAAUAGAUAUAAUGAAAUUGUUAGGUAUACAAAAUCUCCCUUAUUUAACAUGUUUUCUUCGACCAUUGAACAAUGAAAAACAAGCCGAAGACAAUGAUUCGUCAAAUAAAGUCCAUCCACUCGAUGAAUUUAUUCUCCAUAGUCCAUCGAUCAGUUUUCUUAGCGUUUGGUCGAUUAGUCAACGUUGUUCAAAUGAAAAUCUUCUCCAUCAUAUGAAGUUAUCAUUCGAACUGGCAGACUUAUUGUUAACGCGUUUGAAACAAACAAAACAUAUACGAAUACUGAAUGAUGAAUGUGAAAAAGAAUACAAUACAUAUUCACGUAUUUGCUCAGACGACGCGCUAGACAAUGGUUUACCGCGAUCGGUCGUUGUUUUUCGUUUUCAACCCGAUGGUUUAUUCGGCGAAUGUGAAAACAAUGACGAUUUCAUUGGUUACCUCGACCUUUUAACUCUCUGGCUUUUCGAUAAACUCUCUCAACAAUAUUCGAAGAUGAAUUUAGAAUUACUUAAAAGUAUUCAUUUUCAAAGUGUCAAAUCAAAGAAUCAACUUCCCGCCCAUGUACUUCGCUUCGCACCAUUAGAACAUCUUGUUGAUAAUAUUGAUCAGGAUGACAUGCUAACAUUUCUCGACGAUCUUCAACGCUUCACUGACAUUCUUCUCGCAACCAUCGCAGCACGUGUCAAUCUAUCAACAUCGAUUGCAAAACAUGAAAACUUGGUCGCCAUUCCCAUACCAAAUUGGGCAGGUAUUGGCGCUGUUCGAUAUAUUCCAAGUACAAUCAACCGGGCUGAUAUGAAUGAAACAUCGAUGUAUGAAGUCAAUCGUAUUCAAUCGGAACUAGCACGGCAAUUACAAAGCAAUGAUUCGGCAUUUUCACUAGGCGGCGGCUCAGAUGAAUUGGAUUCAAUGCUCUACUUGCGUUUAGGUAUGAUCCGCAAACGUGAAGAUCUGGAGAUUUUGUUACAGAAAAUCGCCCAUGCUGGAAAGGAAAUUGAAACCUCCUUGAAAUACAUCGAAGAUAUGGCCGAAAAAAUCAAAGAAGGUAUUGUCAAAGCUCAAAAAGAUCUCGAGGAUGAAAACCUGCAACUACUUGCUCAGGAUGGCCUUCUACGCCAGUUGCCAUUAGUGUCAAACCUUAUGUCAUGGUGGAGUCCUGCACCAUCUGCAUCGCCAUUAGCAACAAAAGGUCGAUCAUUCGAUCUAAAUUCUGGUCAAGUUGAAUCCACUGAGGAUACGUAUGUCUACCGAAUGCAGAUAAAAAAACAAACUGUUCAUGCACCGACACAUAAUGAUGCGACUGCCACCUCUACUGACUCCUCCGAGCAACAACAUCAAAACUAA